Molecule: messenger RNA, 1507 nt
Organism: Dendronephthya gigantea
Lineage: Eukaryota; Metazoa; Cnidaria; Anthozoa; Malacalcyonacea; Nephtheidae
Product: alpha-1D adrenergic receptor-like
Exons: 1
Coding region: 23-1012 (329 amino acids)
Biological process (GO): G protein-coupled receptor signaling pathway
Cellular component (GO): membrane
Molecular function (GO): trace-amine receptor activity
Source: RefSeq, a predicted model, not a curated record
CGAAAUUUGAGUAGUAAGCAAAAUGCGGAAUUCAACUGAUUAUCCUGAAGAUAACGAAGAAUUCUACCUGAUCUUUCUGGUAUUUAAUAUCCUCUUCCUAAUUAUUGGAAUAUUGGGAAAUAUGGCGGUCAUCAUUUAUAACAUAUAUCUGAACCAAGACAAAACUUCAAGCAGCUGGUUGGUUGCGAACCUUGCAAUUGCUGAUCUUUUGGUCUGUCUAACACUUUAUCCAAUGAAAAUUCUCGCUUUCUUUCUGCAUGAGGAUCUAAUUUGGAAGAUUGGUUUACCGGCAUGUGGUGUUUCGUCUUUUCUUUCUACGAUGUUUCUGCUGUUCAUUACCGUUGAUAGAUACGUGUUCAUUGCAAAGCCUCUGAAAUACCCAUCGAUCGUAAUAUCGAGACGAAUAAAGGUAGCUAACCGCUGUAUUUGGCUGGUUGCAGCGUCCUUGCUUUUAGUUCUCGUUUCUGUCUACAUGGCUGGCGAAAAAUCUGCAUAUUCUACAUUGGUGCUGCUUCACAUAUUUCUAUUGCUCACUCCCAUUGCUAUCAUUGCAUUUCUGAACUACAAGAUAUUGAAGAUCGUUCGAGAACAGCGACAACGAAUGGCUUCAGAAACUGGAGUACAGUCUGAGCAAGUAAAGUUGGAAGACAUUCAACAGGCCGGACCAACACAGAGUAGUGAUGAACAAGAAAGACCAGCACAAGAACGCGAAGAAAAAUCAAACUCCGAACAUACGGAACGAUCGAGCGAGCAAUACAUAGCCUGGUUACAUCACAUCGUAAAAGAAUUGAAAGCAGUAAAGACAUUUGCCAUUAUCUUCGCUAUUCUGACAUGUUGUUAUGUUCCAUAUAUUAUCAUUAUGUUGCUUCAAUUAUUUUGCUGGCACAUGUGUUUCUCGAACGACGUGCUUCUCGCAAAGCAUAUUGUUCUAGAACUGAUUGGUAUAAAUUCAAUUGCUAAUGCCUUCGUAUAUGCAUUAAGACAUAGAAGAUACAGCAAGGCUUUUCUGUAGCUUUUUCUACCCUUUGGGCACGGCUGUAACUAACUUGUUCCGAAAACAUUGCCAGACCAACUAUUCUUAUAAUAAGUAAAUAUUCAUAUACUUUAUAUACUAGACCAUAGAUCUUUCCUUCGGGCACUUUUAGAAGUCCUGAGAACGAGGUUACAUUGAGGAUAUACUGGCAAUAAUUGUCAAGUAAUUCCUAAAUACAAGAAUUUUAAUGCUUAACAUUAGAUUAGGAUUAGGGGAUGGAUUUAGGAUUAGAGCUAAUCUUAAUCAAACAGACGACAAAUAUGGAAGCCAAAUACUUACAUUAUUCCAGUAAACUGUAAUAAAAUUUCGAAUAAAAACUUCUAUAGUUCAGCACUAUACUUCGUAGAUGCCCGGCAAAACAUGAAGCAAAAAACUGAGUUUUUUACUCUGUUUACUGUUCACUCUUUCUAAACAUUAGCAAAUCAAUUCAUUUUACUUAUUUCAAAACAUCCAAGAUAGUAAGAUUUUAAGCCA